Molecule: messenger RNA, 897 nt
Organism: Postia placenta MAD-698-R-SB12
Lineage: Eukaryota; Fungi; Basidiomycota; Agaricomycetes; Polyporales; Adustoporiaceae
Exons: 6
Coding region: 1-897 (298 amino acids)
Source: RefSeq, a predicted model, not a curated record
AUGGCUGGUGCUACGCGAGACAGCCAUGCCGUUAACGGCUACGACGACUGCACAUUGUGCUCUCACGAUGCACGUCACUUUGCGGGCCGAGGGGAGCUCAUAGGCGCUCCUACGGCGGGUCACACGCUCCCCGACCAUGGCUACCCCGAAUAUGGCUACACAACUAACAGCCAGUAUCACGCUCAUUCACAGCAGAGUAGCAUAAGUGGAAAUACUGCGUUCAAUAAUGCAUAUUAUGGCCGCACGCAAAUGCCUAAUCAACACAUGACCAUGAACGCGCCCUCCCUGCCAGUUCAUGGGUACGCUCACACUCGGAUGGUGCCGGCCACGGACUCUAGCGUCAGGCCGCAACAGCCAUCACAUUACGUCUAUCCGCAUCAGGAGGGGCAUUACGCGCCCUUCCCCGUACACGAGGAAAUUAAGGAUCCCCCGUCAUACGCGUACACUUCGGUCCCUCUGCCCCAGCCUGCGGCUAUAUCGCCUUUGGGAAGUAGUCGGCCUUCGAUCUCGCCGUAUGAGAGUCUCCGCCGUCUCCCUUCUAUCGCGGAUCCAUUGUCCCAGAGCGCUCCGCAAAGCGUCCGCGUGCGCUGUCGCUGGAACGCGUGUAUUAUCGACCUCGACGAUAUCUCGGCCGCAGGGAUAAAGCGUCACCUCCGUGACUUCCACAAAGAGCAUGCGGUCGAGGAAUACAAAAGCCAGCGCGGUGUUUGUCUAUGGGCCGACGGCACCCCGUGCAUGCGCGACCUCGACCGCGCAAGCUUUGGGAAGCACAUCGCCUCUGUGCACCUGAAGAGCACUGCUGCGGAGUGCCGGUACUGUCACAACGUGAUCGGGAGGCCGGACAGCCUCAAGCGUCACAUGCGUGACCACUGCCCCUACCGUCCCUCUAGCUGUUGA